GAUCCACGUCUCCAGAAUCCAAGGAUCUCCAGCAUUACUGUCUGCUAGCCAGGUCUCUCCCAGGCCCCCCUUCCCAAUCAUCAGGAGAACAGGGGCCAGGACUUUGGCCGACGUCAAAGCCAGGGCUAGAAUGGCCAGGGCCCAGCGAGCAGCUGCUGCAGCCGAAGCAGCCGCAGCAGCCGCCAUUGCUGCUACUUCUGCCUCCAUUGUGGAAGCCAUCCCAGGCCCGGGGCCAGGAGGGGGGAAAGGAGAGGACAAGAGCAGUGCACUCUCAGGGAGGCCUCAUGGAGCUACAUUGGACAUGGCAGGCUCUGGAAGCAGGACAAGUCCAAAAAGGCUUUUCCCCUCUUGCCCAGCCCCUUUCUCCCCCGCAGACUCCCCGGCUCCAGAACCAGCAGCUACAAGCAGUGCUGCUAGAGCACAACUACAGCCGGCUCCCCCAGCACAAUCCAGAACUGCAAGCAGCAACCCAGAGGCAGCGAGGGCGUCGAUCUCGCAACCAGCAAUAGGGAGUGUCAACUGUACAAAUCCCAGGAUUUUGACUGUGCCUGCCACUCAGGAUGUCACAGCUUCUUUGGGCUCAACAGCUGAUCUUGCUUCCGUGAUGGAGAAACUUAGAAAUAAACCUCUUGCUCUGAACCAGGUUACAAGAACAUCCUGUGGUUUUGAGCCUGCUGUAAACUGCAAAAGUGUAUCGAAAACAGCUUCUACUGCCAGCACAGGUGUUCCAGAAGACAAAGUCAGGACCUCGCUUUCUGUAUCUCCUGUGUUGGCUGGACCCUUUAAGGCACCCUCUCCCCUGUCUUCCCCAUGUGGCACUCUGCCCACGUCCACUUUACCUUCUCCUUCCCGUCAUACUUUGUUGGUAGCCCAUAGCCCGAAAGUCCCCCCAAGCUCCUCAGGUUCAAGUGGAAGUACCUCUGCAGUAAAGGCCAGCUCCAAUAUACCUGCUAAUAAUCCUCUGGUGACUCAGCUGCUGCAAGGUAAAGAAGUCCCAAUGGAGCAGAUCCUCCCAAGGCCUCUGACAAGAGUUGAGAUUAAGACUGUUGCACAACCUGUGAAGGAAGGCAAAGCAACCACAAUUGUUUCGAGGCCUGGCCCUCCAAGGGAAGGGGAAGGACAGCUGCACAUCACUUUCCCAGCAGGUGGGAAGCCAAACCUUAGUCGCUGUGGACAAUCCCAAGAUCCCCCACCCAUAUCCUCUUUAUCAGGGCAGGACUUGUGGAGCAAGCCUACAGACCUCCACAGUAGCCAGGAAACUUUAGGCAAGAGUGCCCAAGAUCAUAUUCCCCAGACUGUCAUGCAGAAACUCCCUGCGCAGAGCCUCCCUGCUGCUGCUUCUCCCCCUCCACGUCUCCCCCUCCUCCCCCCACAUUUCCCAGUAGAGAACAGCUCCACCAGCCAAAGUUUCACACUGGGAUUCAUAGGGAGAAGGACAUUCAAGCCUGCCAUGUCUGGCCAUUACCUCCUGAAUGUUUCUACCUACGGGCGCUGCCCAGAGAACCUAAGAAGAAACCUUGCCCAGCCCCCAGAGAGCCACCUACGUUCAGAUGAGCCCCCAAAGAAAUUAGAGGAACAGAAGCAUCCACCUGGCAAUAACAUUAGCAGUGGUGAAGAUGAAGGGGACACAGAUGGCAAUGUGGCUCCGCAGGCAACAGUACAUCUCAAGGUUAAAGAGGAACCUCUGGCUCCAGGAAGAGGAGGAGGAAGGCAGGCAGCUUCAAAGGUAAAACUGGAGCAGGCAGCAAUAAGCCACAAGGAUGGAAACAUUUGCUUAUUCCCAGCAGGUCAAGACUAUGCUGAAAGCAACUCAGCAAAAGAUUUUAUUCAGGAUGCCCAAGUGGUUCAGGCAACUAGAGGAGAAAGGAGAUCUUGCAGUGGGGAACUUCAAACUUGUGCUCCAGGAAAUGUUACCCCACAGCGGCCCCUGCUGCUCUCGCCCUCACCCUCUCAGCUCUUUGGAAACCCUACUCCUGCGCAACUUAUUGGACCCGGCUACAGUGGCACGAUUAACGUUUCCACUUCUCCAGACAUGCAUCAGGAUGCUCUCCUGACUGGACUGUCGGACCCCAGCCGCAUGGGGGAUGUAGUGUCCUUCUCUGUAACUGUAACAGCUAUCCCUGCUAGCCACUCAUCAAAUACUGGUAGCCAUGGGCAAUCUCUGCGUGGCCAGGCUUUUGCAGAAGAUGGCGGCUUGGAGGACUUGCCCUCCAAGUGCUACUGUCGCUUGAAAGCCAUGAUUGUGUGCAAGGGCUGCGGGGCCUUCUGCCAUGAUGACUGUAUUGGGCCCUCCAAGCUCUGUGUCUCCUGUCUCGUCGUGCGGUAGCAGGGUUUUUCUAGAUGGCAUCUCAUCUAAGGGAGCAGGAAGGGCAUGCUGCUGAGUCAAGAGUCCCUGUCCUUAUCCCACUCCACAGUUCCCUUGGUUUCCUUGAGAAUGAAGAAAGCACCUUGGAUGAAUGGCUGAACCCAGUGGGACAAGUGUGUGCACUUAAGGAAUCAUGUAAAUAUGUUGCAUUGUUUUGUCUAAAAGAUUAUUUUUUCCCUCAACUUUGAGAUAAAUCUGUGGAUGUGAACCUCAUGCUCAUUUUGCCUCUUGUGCUAUAGUAGCAGAAUUCUAGCCGAGUAAGUCCCUCUUCACUUCCAGUCCCCCUGUUUCCCAUAGGGCCUGAUCUGCCUCCACCCUGCUACCAUUGUGGCCUCCGUGUUUUUCUUUCAAUGGACUUGCCAAAUGUCCUAGUGAAACACAGUGGUUGAGACUAUUACAUCAUCAGCCGAAAGCAACAGGAGCAUACAAAAAGUGAGCAGACAGCCUACUGCCCAGUUGAAUUUUGUUGCAUUGCUGUUUAUAGUAAACAAUUCUUCUUUACUAUAUAAAAUCACCUUGAGGAGAGGCAGAGGCCGCGUACUGCAGAUCAUCAGAAUUUGCAGGGCAGAAUGGGGCUUCAUGGAGAUGGUCAGUUUAUAGCCCUGAAUUAACCAAUGGCAGCAAUGAUGAUUUUUAUUUUCUUGUAUGAAAUGGGUAUGCUUAGCCUUUGGAUUUCAAUCAAGAUACAGCAGCACAAACUCAUUUGGUCCCAGGCUCUAGAUUCCCAUUUUUUUCAAGAAGAAAAAUGUCUCAGUGAGGUAAAUGCUGUAGAAUAGAGUGGGUGAAAUGGUUCAGUUUUUUUUUUUAACAUCAAGCCAUAAUUUUGGGUCAGCUUGUCAGCUUCUGGAAUCAGCUCUGACUCAAAUAAUUGAAGAUUUCAAGCUGAAAAAGAUAGUGGGGCCUUGUUAUUCCCUUGUGUAUAUUCUUCAAUUGCACACUAAAGGUGUGGAGCAUUAUAUUUAGAAGCAGAAUUGAUCCUGCUCAGAAUCAGCAUAUUUAAAAGAAAAUGGAGUUUCUAGACAUGGAUUUCACGUAGAGAAGGAAGGAAGGAAGGG
This is a messenger RNA of Thamnophis sirtalis, 3420 nucleotides long. Lineage: Eukaryota; Metazoa; Chordata; Lepidosauria; Squamata; Natricidae. The record is from RefSeq and is a predicted model, not a curated record.